Molecule: messenger RNA, 672 nt
Organism: Acomys russatus (golden spiny mouse)
Lineage: Eukaryota; Metazoa; Chordata; Mammalia; Rodentia; Muridae
Gene: Mxra7
Product: matrix remodeling associated 7
Exons: 4
Coding region: 1-564 (187 amino acids)
Source: RefSeq, a predicted model, not a curated record
AUGGAGGCGCCGGCCGAACUGCUGGCCGCGCUACCGGCGCUGGCCACGGCGCUGGCGCUGCUGCUCGCCUGGCUGCUGCUACGGCGUGGGCCAGCCCCGGCCCCGGCCCUGGUCCCCGCCCCGGCCCCGGAGAGCGCGGCCCCGGCCGAGGCCCCCGGGGCUCCCGCACCGCCUCAGCCUCCGGAGCCCUACGCCCCGGAGCCCUCACCCGCAGAGCCGCCGUGCCAGCCCGAGCGCUUGGCGGAGCCGGGGGAGCCCGAGGCGGAGGAGCCAGCGGCCGAGGGGAGGCAGGAUGAAGAGCAAGACUCUGACAGUGAGACGGGGCCGCCCACUGAAGAGCCUGAGGAAGAGGAUGGAGCAGCCUUCUCCUUUAAGUACAGCCCUGGGCAGCUGAGGGGAAGCCAGUACAAGAAGAUGAUGACCAAAGAAGAACUGGAGGAGGAACAGAGAGUUCAGAAAGAACAGCUGGCUGCCAUCUUCCAGCUCAUGAAGGACAACAAGGAGACGUUCGGUGAGAUGUCGGACGGCGACAUGCAGGAGCAGCUCCGGCUCUAUGACAUGUAGACCUGUCGCCCAGCAAGAUGUGACCCAGGACAUCCAUACAACCCUGAGAGACUUGGUCUGGGCAGUCGUGAUUGGAGACUUCUGCAGGACCCUGUGUUAUAGGAUUUG